AUGCUCCUCUCCGCCGUCACGGCCUUGGCCGUCCUAGGCGCCCAGGUCGUCAACGCUGCCACAGCCGACGAAUGGCGCAACCGCUCCAUCUACCAGAUCAUCACCGAUCGCUUUGCCCCACCUUCGGACAAGGCACCAGCGCGCACUGACCCCCUCCCACUCGAGUGCAACACGGCUGAACAGACAUGGUGCGGAGGCACGUGGCUUUCUAUCAUCGACAAACUCGACUAUAUUCAGAGUAUGGGAUUCGACGCCAUUUGGAUCUCACCCACCACUGAGAAUAUCGACUUUCACACCCCUUACGGCUUUGCAUACCACGGCUACUGGGUCAACGACCUGACCAAAGUCAACCAGCGUUUCGGCUCCGAGGAUGACCUCCACACGCUCAUCGACGAGGUCCACAAGCGCGACAUGUACAUCAUGGUCGACGUUGCCAUUAACGGUAUUCCUUCGCUCAGCAACACGACUAUUCCUCCAGAGGGCUCAAUGUGGACCAAGGCGGACCAGUUCCACCCCUUCUGCGAGAUUGACUGGUCAACCCAGGACACCAACGAUAAGCAGGUCAAGGACUGCUCUCUUGGCGACGACAAACUCUGGCUCAUUGACGUCAACACUGAGAACCCCGAGGUCAUCUCGACACUCCAGUCGUGGGUCAAAGACUAUGUCACAAAGUACAAGAUCGACGGCCUGCGUAUCGACGCCGCCAAGCACGUCCCGGGCGAGUUCUGGACUGGCUUCUGCGGUGCCAGUGGUGUCUUUUGCAUGGGCGAGGUGUUUGAUGACCGCAUCGACUACACUUCGGCAUUCCAGAGGGAGAAGUGGAUGGACUCUAUUCUUGGUUUCCCCUUCUACAACGGCCUCGUCGAGGCGUUCAGCGUCAAACCCCACCGCAACAUGACAGAUCUCACAGAGCGCAUCAUCGGGACCCUCUCGCAGUUCCCAGACCCCAGCGUUCUGGGCAACUUUAUCGAAAACCACGAUACACCCCGCUUCAAGAACAUCACUGCCGACCCCCGCCUUGUGUACAACGCCAUGGUCGGCCAGUUCCUCUUCGAGGGCAUCCCAGUCGUCUACUACGGCCAGGAGCAAGGCAUGUCUUUUGGUAUCUCGGACCCUGACAACCGUGCUGCUCUCUGGACCCUCGGGUACGAGAAUGUCACAACUGUUCAGCAGGUCACGCGCCUCAACAAGAUUCGUUCUACUCUUAUCAAGGGUGAUGCCACUUACAAUGGUGAGACGUAUCUCCAGGCCCGCUCGCAGAUCCUCGCCAACACGACGUACGACAUGGCCAUCCGCAAGGGUCCAAUCAUCAUGUCGCUCACCAACCGCGGCUCGCCUGAGGAGGCCACUUCCUUUGCGAUCCAGAACACGGGCUGGCCGCGCGGUGAAGCCCUCAUCGACCUCCUCUCGUGCCUCGACUACGCCGUCGGCUCGGGUGGCUCCAUCUCCAUCUCGUACUCUCGCCAGGGCUACGGUGGCAUGCCCUACGUCUUUGCGACCGUCGAUGACGCUCGCCACAUGGGCAUCUGCAACGAUGUGCAGUUAGGCAUCGUCGAGACAAACCAGACUGGCAAGCCGUUCAGCUCGGCCGCCGUGUACGCUCCCUCGCCCCUCCUCGGCCUGGCAGCGGGCGCCGCAACCCUUCUGGCCCUAUUCUCCUUGUAA
Molecule: messenger RNA, 1665 nt
Organism: Cutaneotrichosporon cavernicola
Lineage: Eukaryota; Fungi; Basidiomycota; Tremellomycetes; Trichosporonales; Trichosporonaceae
Exons: 3
Coding region: 1-1665 (554 amino acids)
Biological process (GO): carbohydrate catabolic process
Molecular function (GO): calcium ion binding; alpha-amylase activity
Source: RefSeq, a predicted model, not a curated record